This is a messenger RNA of Symbiodinium sp. CCMP2592, 2871 nucleotides long. The record is from the annotation of a GenBank genome assembly. NCBI's taxonomy places the organism in Eukaryota, Dinophyceae, Suessiales, Symbiodiniaceae.
AUGCUCGAAAAACCGAUUCAAGAGGAUUCCAAACCACGUGGAGUCGCCGGGAGAGUGGGUUCCCGGCACGCUCGCUCCUGGCAGGCCGAGCUCCUGGCGGAGGAGAAGUUGAGCAGCAGGUUGUGUGUAACAGGAAAAGGCAAGAUCGCGGCCAGAGGCUGCAGAAUUGGAGGACGCAAAAUGGACACAAUCUGUUCUUGUCAACCGUCGCAUCUCCGGCUCGAGCAAGCGUUAGCUGACGACAUGUCCUCCUUGUCGAGGUUACGCCUCAACAUGGCCGUGCCUACGUUGCUGUUCUCGUUACAUCUCCUCGUAGGUGCGGUCAAUUUCGAGUCCUCUGUGAAAUCAGAUGGUUCCAUAAGCAGAGCUACGCAUAUGAAGCGGCAGCAUCACAUCCAUCGCCACCAUGUGAAGUACCACGGGUUGCCAUUGUCCUGGGGAGACCUGCCUCAAGCGCAAGAACCUAGGAGCAUCCUGGCCGAAAUCGAUGAUGCCAGUGGCGAGGAACAGGAACGGAGUGACGAGGUAAACAAGAGUGCCCCGGCAACCACCACAUUACCGCCUGUGCGGCAGGAUGGCAAGUUUCCAGUCGUCAACGAGUGGGCCUGCGCCCUCAUGUGCGCGGGCCAUGCAAAAGAUGGCUGCUGCUCCUACAAGGACAAUGCCCAAAGAGUUGGAGACGAGAACGACGGUGACAACAACGAAGAUGAUACAGGUUUAUGUGAGUUUCAGGCAGGCUUUGCCAAUAUCGACACGAAGGAGGGAGAUGAGUGGUCGUCUGCGGAAUGCAUUGCAGGGUAUGAGACUGGCAAAUGCGCUGAGUGGAGGAGGGGCAGAUGCAACGGUCCCGCCAAGAAAGAAGCGGCUUCCCUGGGGUUGCCGAUUUGGGAGUUGGUCUGGGAAGACAACUUUGACCACCUGACCUGCGUGCCAGACCGUGCCGGCAUCUUGCGUCCAAAUCCACACUACUGGACACCAGAAGUCGGGUACAAGCGUGGCAAGGAGCUGUCAUGGUACCAGCCCGAAAAUGCAGAAUGCAAGGACGGCAGGCUCAUCAUCACGGCCAAGAGGGAGCAGACAAAGCGAGAAGCAAAGUGCCAACUCACCAACUACAACCCGAGUGCAUCGGAUCCGGAGCUGAGCGAUGCUUCUUGCAAUGUCUGUGGGCCGCCACACUUCGAAUACGGAGACCCCUGCGACCUGCUCCAAAACGAUGCUUCAGGCGCGCCAGUAUGUGAUUGCUCGGGGUCCGCCGAGUACACAUCUGCUUCCCUCCUGUCGCGGGGUAAGUUAGAGAUUUCCUACGGCAUGGUGGAGAUGCGCGCCAAGAUCGACACAAGGCAAGGGGCAUGGUCGUCUCUGUGGUCUGUGGGCGACUUCGACGGGGUGGCCUGGCCCAAGAAUGGCCAAAUUGAUCUCAUGGACGCAUUCCAGGGCAUGGUGAAGGCCAGCGUGAUUCAUGCAGGGGAGUCGGGCCUGCCUAGCGAGGCCAUCCAGCAUGCAGCAGCCAUUAUGACCACCCCGGAGUGGGAGGAGGUGUAUCACACCUUCACCAUGGAGUGGGACACGGAGUUUGUGACUCUGAGCGUCGACCGCAAGGAGAUCAUGAGGUUGGAUCUCUCCGUGGCCAAUCCCGAGCGCACCACUUGGCCCAACCCCUUCACCAGUGAAAGCAAGAAGUUCUUCCUUAUCCUCAACCUUGCAGUUGGUGGCAGCUCGGGCGGUGACCCGUCCGAGUCAGACUUCCCAGUGAAGCUGGAGGCUGCAACUUCCCAGUGGCUGGCUGUGGCGUUGACGACGACCACGGAGACAGAAGAGGGUCGGGACCUGAUCUUGGCCGGGGCCGGUCAGCUCUUCUCCAGCCUAGCAGUUACCAGGCCGGGCCUCGUCACGAGGGAAGAGUGGAUGCACUUCUGGCUGAUGCGGGAAAGUUCUCCCAGCCACUACGCGCUUGCCAUCCUCCAGGGCCGGCUUGCCAAGCUAGCCAGGAGGUGUCCGGAGGCACAGGUGGUGGGCACCGUGCUCAACUUGUUCCGGGAAGCUGACUCUGACACCGGCGGGGAGAUUUCCCAAGCGAAGAUGUCGCAGUGUUGUUCGAAGUUCAGCCAGAAGAGUUGGGAGGCCUUGGGCUUGCCGGGAGCCGCGAGCUGGUUGAGAUCGGCGCCAAAGCGAGCCGAGGCAGCUACUCUGAACUACUUCGAGUUCGUCAGCGAGCUCGUCGGACGCCAGCGGCAUGAUGUGUGGCUGUACCAGUACAACAUCCCAGCAGGGCUGGCUGCCGAAGUCGAACCGGCGCAGGCCGCCCUGCUCAAGUCUCUAGGUGGCUUUUGGCACACGUCCAUCGUCGUCUUCGGCCGGGAGUACUGGUAUGGGAGGCAGUGCUUCGAAAGCAAGCUUCAACUUGGCCACUUCGGAGAGCCGGCAAAGAGAACCUACCUCGGAGCAGGGGCCUCGUACUCUUGGGCUUGCUUUGCACAGGGAGGAAUCGCAUGGUUGAGUUUUGCGAGAGUUGUGGUCCGCGCAGCUCUAGGGAAGUUUCGAGCAAUCCUGCCUUGUGCAGUGGUUUCUGGGCAUUCGUGCCAUAGGCUACCUGUGCUGGAAAAUCAACACCCGCUGGAUCACCUCGGUGAAUGUGUCCGGUUUUGGCUUGCAGUGCUGCAGAAGGACAUCUUGUCUUUUGCUUGCUCAACUAGAGUCUUCUGCAACCCUCAGCAUUCAGUAGCUGUAGCCGCCCGGUGCUGGCCAAGUCUCAGCUUAACCACCAAACCACCUAACUCUGAUCCAGAUAGCCUUGUAAAAUGUCAGCCUACCUCCACCGCAGCGAUCGAACGCGCCGCGUGGUGGUGCAGAUUCUGGCUGGGCUGGGAUUGA